CUGUGAAUUCCAGGCAAAGUGGAAAAUGGACACGGUGAUGGCACCAGAACCUCUUUGCUGGCAAGCAGAGACCCCCUUUGUGAAGCAGGGGCAGAUCUGGGUUGUCAGGACUUACCAACUGAACUUGUUUGUGGGGCUGGCAGGACUCUGUCCCAGUGAUGGAGAUGUUGAAUGGUCCUGUGGCUCAGCCAGUUUUACACAGGCUUUUUCCCAACUUCAAGCCAUGUGGUUUAGAAGCCAAGAUGGCCAGAAACACAGAGCAUCUUUGAGUUACAACACUGUGAUCUCACACUGCUCCAGACAGGUUUUUCUGACCCUUUACCAUCAGAAGACAAAUAACAACACAGGAGCAAUGAAACCUCCUCCCGACUUUCCUGGAGAUGAAGUCACAACCACGCUUUACAGGUCCUGGCAUCCCUUUCUCAUGGCUGCAGAGCAGAAGGGCACAUACCCAGGAGGUCAGAGAGGAGGAGACAGGAUGUCUACACGUGCACCUCGUGCCAUGCUGUGUGUGAACUGGCUGCUCUCGUUUAACCACUCUGCCCAAGGACCUCUUCACCCAGGAUUUCCAGACCACAGCAUGGGGCACAUCAUGUUUGCCAACCUUUCCUUUUGGCUGUUAAUGCCUUUUGGUUCCCCACCUAUCAGGAUGAGUGCCAAGUACCAGCUCCCAGUGAGCAUCUUUUAGUUUGCUGGGUGCUGGUCACACUCUGAUCAGAUUAUGCAGCAGAAAUUAAACUGAAUGAAUUUUAUUAAUAUAGGUAAUAAAAUCCUGGAGCAUUAUGGUUGCUAUGCUUAUCAGUCAUCUGAAAUUUCCAGCCUUAAAAAGCGUGAGAAGUUUUGCCUCAUUUUCUGUGUCACCAAAAACCUACAAAGCAAGUAUUUUUUUGUGGGGCUAUUUAGAGAAUAUCGUGGGCUGUUUUGUAGGAGAUUUCAAGCCAACUGUCUUGAUAUUUUUAAUUUACUGGCUGGGACAAGAACAAUGUACAGAAUCCCAUGAUUAAAUUAAUUUACUACUACUUUUUUAAACACCAAUAUUGCAGUUUGCUAGUUCUGCAUCACAGGCUAUAGAGAGCUGGCCUCUAUUUAUAACCAUGUGGCUGAGGAGAGUUACCUUUCCCGUGAAGAAGUUUCCCAAACCUUCAAGUUAUCAUUGUUACAGUGAAGUAAACUGCAUAGUGAACCUGGGGGCUUUUCCCACCCCCUUAGGGGUGGAAGGUGAAGGUUAUAUGACUGUAAUUAUCCACACCACACAAAACCAGGAAAUAAAGUGGGAGAUCAAGCACAGCAUCUAGUCAGAGCAAAGUUUCUACUGACCAAAACCGACAGAGAUGGUAUCCCGGGUCUUGCUCCUUCCCACAUGAUAUUCUCAGAGCCCCAAGAGAGACAAAGUGCCAGGCUGGAAGCAACAGAGGAAGAAAAGGGAAUGUGGGGGAUAGUCCCUGCCAGACAGGAUGCUGCUGCUUUGCAGAAAGGUGAAGGUCAGGUGCUGUUGACUACAGAUGGGAUUUUUACCUCAAGAAAAACUUACUUUCCUCCAAAAUGAAAUCGGGGUUCCCAGAAUAAAUAGAAUAACAAAGCCCAUGAUUUUCCACUUUCCUUGUUGGUAUGUUCCUCAUGUGAAACAAAGAGCACACAUUGUGAGGGAAAAUAGCUCUUCCUUUGUUCCAUGGAGAAAUGCAGUAACCUUCCAUAGAUAAACAAUUGAGCAAAAGUCUGUGAAGGGGCAGGAAGGGGGGGGGAAGAUUAUUUACAGAUAAAAGACAUUUUCUCAUAAAUGAGCAAGGUUCAGCUCUAACUCAAGGGCUUCAGUAACCAGUUCAGAAAAGGUUUCUUAACAGCAACCAUUCAAAUACAGUUUACCAUGUAUCUCCUAUUGGCUCCUAUUGGCUUUCAGCUUAGAAGGGUAGCAUUUCUGUAGAAAUACCUUAUGAGCUCCAUAUAUUGUCAGUAUAACCAAUGAAAUUUUAAUAUAAAGUGCUCGGUGGUGCUGCUGCUAAAAGUGUAGCUAUAAACCAUUUGGUUUCUAGUA
Molecule: messenger RNA, 2032 nt
Organism: Chiroxiphia lanceolata (lance-tailed manakin)
Lineage: Eukaryota; Metazoa; Chordata; Aves; Passeriformes; Pipridae
Exons: 6
Coding region: 26-688 (220 amino acids)
Source: RefSeq, a predicted model, not a curated record